This is a messenger RNA of Salarias fasciatus (jewelled blenny), 1660 nucleotides long. It is a transcript of the gene pou3f2b, whose product is annotated as POU class 3 homeobox 2b. Gene Ontology annotation, molecular function: RNA polymerase II cis-regulatory region sequence-specific DNA binding; DNA-binding transcription factor activity, RNA polymerase II-specific. Gene Ontology annotation, biological process: brain development; regulation of transcription by RNA polymerase II. The record is from RefSeq and is a predicted model, not a curated record. Bases 45 to 1331 code for a protein of 428 amino acids. Gene Ontology annotation, cellular component: nucleus. Lineage: Eukaryota; Metazoa; Chordata; Actinopteri; Blenniiformes; Blenniidae. The transcript has a single exon.
CGCCGUUGCUCCUGGCAACCACGUCCAUCACCCUCCGCCGUCCAAUGGGCGGCGGGGGUGGGGCGGAGUCCAGGUGCGCCUCGGCGUCCACUUGGCAGAGCGCCUGGGAGCCGCCUGUGGGCAGGAGAGGAUCUGUCAAAUGCGAGGUUCCUUUAAUAAGAGCGACCAGUCCGGCUCCGAGAGUCAUGGCGACCGCAGCGUCUAACCACUACAACAUCCUCACCUCCAGCGCAUCCAUCGUGCACUCGGAGCCCGGCAGCAUGCAGCAAGCCACGGCGUACCGGGACGCGCAGAGCCUGUUGCAGAGCGACUACCCGCUGCAGAGCAACAGCCACACGCUCAGCCACGCACACCAGUGGAUCACGGCGCUGUCCCACGGAGAGGGAGCCCCGUGGUCCACCAGCCCGCUCGGCGCGGAGCAGGACAUCAAGCCCGCGGUGCAGGGCGCCCGGGACGAGAUGCACAAUUCCAGCAGCAACCUGCAGCACCAGACGCGGCCGCCGCACCUGGUGCACCAGACGCACGGGAACCACCACGACGCCCGGGCGUGGAGAACCACCACCGCGGCGCACAUACCGAGCAUGGCGACGACGAACGGCCAAAGCCUUAUUUACUCCCAGCCGGGCUUCAGCGUCAACGGGCUGAUCCCGGGCAGCGGGCAGGGGAUGCACCACCACAACCUAAGAGACAGUCAUGACGACCACCACAGCCCGCACCUCAGCGAACACGGACACCCCGCGUCCCAGCAUCAGCACCAGCACCGGCCGCAGAGCCACCACGACCACUCGGACGAGGAUACGCCGACCUCGGACGACCUGGAGCAGUUCGCCAAACAGUUCAAGCAGCGGAGGAUCAAGCUGGGCUUCACGCAGGCGGACGUGGGACUCGCCCUGGGGACCCUGUACGGAAAUGUGUUUUCCCAAACCACCAUAUGCAGGUUUGAGGCCCUGCAGCUCAGCUUCAAAAACAUGUGCAAGCUGAAGCCUCUGUUGAACAAGUGGCUGGAGGAGGCGGACUCCACCUCGGGCAGCCCGACCAGCCUGGACAAAAUCGCGGCGCAGGGGAGGAAAAGGAAAAAACGGACUUCAAUCGAGGUAAGCGUAAAAGGAGCUUUGGAGAGCCAUUUUUUGAAGUGCCCAAAACCGGCAGCGUCGGAAAUAAUCAGCCUGGCGGACAGUCUGCACCUGGAGAAAGAAGUGGUGAGGGUUUGGUUUUGUAACAGGAGACAGAAGGAGAAACGCAUGACCCCUCCCGGAGGAGCGCUGCCGGGGAGCGAGGAUGUGUACGGGGACACGCCGCCGCACCACGGGGUCCAGACCCCGGUCCAAUGAACUCCGCUGGACCGCUCAUCCAGGACUUGUUUAUCCUUUUUAUUUAUCCCCAAGGUUAUAUAUAAAUCACUGGACUAUGAAACAAUAUAGUGGGUGUUUUAUGUAUAAUAGAUUGCAGUGAGUACUGACACAAUAUCUGCAGUGAAUAUCUGAGAAAUGGAAAAAUGAGUGAGGGGACGACGGGACUUUUUUUUUCCUCUCCCAGAGCUUGAGGAACAUAAGCCUGUGUUGUGUUCUCUGAGGAUAUCCAUGCCCAGCACUGUGACUCCAGUCGACGCAGUUUCAAGGUGUAGCCCCUAUUGUGUAUUGAAAUUAUACUUGACGAAAAA